AUGGCGUGCCGUGUGUGAGUGGCAAGGCGAGGAGAUUCCGCCGCACGUCGUCGUCGUCGCCGUCGUCAUCGUCGUGGUGACAUCCGGUGAUCGGUGAUCACAACCCCGUCGUGGUCGUCGAGUCCGCGAGCACGUGUACGGUGCCGCACGCGCGAAGUUGCCCCCUCGUCGUCGUCGAGAAGAGUUAUGCCAUCCCGAUUGCGCGCACGGCGUAGGACGUAGGAAAAAUCCAUUUUUUUCCUCCGUUUUUUUUCAUUUUCCUCUUUUUUUCUCCUCCGUUUUCGUUCCCGAUGGCGAUCUCGAUGGAAAUUCUCCUAGCGGCGUUCUCCGUGGUAUUCAGUCUAUUAAUAGUGUUCCUCCUUGUUGUGAUAGGUUGGUACUUAGUCUGGACGUUCUUCCUAUCACGGUUCCGCUUUGUGAGAGAGUUGACUGGGAAUGGAAUGACUGAAUCGUCAUCGGUUAACGAUUUGAAGAACGGCCGCGCACGCAUAAAAAAACUUCGCCGUGAUUAAAUAUUGGACAGUAUAUUG
Messenger RNA from Wasmannia auropunctata (little fire ant), 530 nucleotides. RefSeq names its product small integral membrane protein 13. The record is from RefSeq and is a predicted model, not a curated record. The coding region runs from base 291 to 512 and encodes 73 amino acids. NCBI's taxonomy places the organism in Eukaryota, Metazoa, Arthropoda, Insecta, Hymenoptera, Formicidae. The transcript is spliced from 2 exons.